AUGAAGCAACAUCUCAGAGACAGUCCAAGACCCUCCUGUCCCACUCUCUACAGGAGACAGUCCAAGACCCUCCUGUUCUACUCUCUACAGGAGACAGUCCAAGACCCUCCUGUUCUACUCUCUACAGGAGACAGUCCAAGACCCUCCUGUUCUACUCUCUACAGGAGACAGUCCAAGACCCUCCUGUUCUACUCUCUACAGGAGACAGUCCAAGACCCUCCUGUCCCACUCUCUACAGGAGACAGUCCAAGACCCUCCUGUCCCACUCUCUACAGGAGACAGUCCAAGACCCUCCUGUUCUACUCUCUACAGGAGACAGUCCAAGACCCUCCUGUUCUACUCUCUACAGGAGACAGUCCAAGACCCUCCUGUUCUACUCUCUACAGGAGACAGUCCAAGACCCUCCUGUUCUACUCUCUACAGGAGACAGUCCAAGACCCUCCUGUCCCACUCUCUACAGGAGACAGUCCAAGACCCUCCUGUCCUACUCUCUACAGGAGACAGUCCAAGACCCUCCUGUUCCACUCUACAGGAGACAGUCCAAGACCCUCCUGUCCCACUCUCUACAGGAGACAGUCCAAGACCCUCCUGUUCUACUCUCUACAGGAGACAGUCCAAGACCCUCCUGUUCCACUCUACAGGAGACAGUCCAAGACCCUCCUGUCCCACUCUCUACAGGAGACAGUCCAAGACCCUCCUGUCCUACUCUCUACAGGAGACAGUCCAAGACCCUCCUGUCCCACUCUCUACAGGAGACAGUCCAAGACCCUCCUGUCCCACUCUCUACAGGAGACAGUCCAAGACCCUCCUGUCCUACUCUCUACAGGAGACAGUCCAAGACCCUCCUGUCCCACUCUCUACAGGAGACAGUCCAAGACCCUCCUGUCCCACUCUCUACAGGAGACAGUCCAAGACCCUCCUGUUCUACUCUCUACAGGAGACAGUCCAAGACCCUCCUGCUCCACUCUCUAG
Knipowitschia caucasica is the source of this 972-nucleotide messenger RNA. Lineage: Eukaryota; Metazoa; Chordata; Actinopteri; Gobiiformes; Gobiidae. The record is from the annotation of a GenBank genome assembly.